Betta splendens (Siamese fighting fish) is the source of this 2814-nucleotide messenger RNA. It is a transcript of the gene med25, whose product is annotated as mediator complex subunit 25. The record is from RefSeq and is a predicted model, not a curated record. The coding region runs from base 181 to 2406 and encodes 741 amino acids. Gene Ontology annotation, biological process: positive regulation of transcription by RNA polymerase II. NCBI's taxonomy places the organism in Eukaryota, Metazoa, Chordata, Actinopteri, Anabantiformes, Osphronemidae. Gene Ontology annotation, cellular component: transcription regulator complex; mediator complex. The transcript is spliced from 20 exons.
GGGUUGGACAUUUGAUCACUUCCGUCAAAAUACAACAAAUGGUCAGCUAACGGUAAGCUAACCAUGCAAGUCGCGAGUAAUAAUUUAUGUUGAUUUUUAAAUGAUCCUUGGGGUUAAUAGAUCUCUCCGCUCGUUUGGGAGUCGACUAUCACCAGUUCCACAGUGGCAGCAUUGACGCUAAUGGAGCCAUCUACUAAACCUGGGAGCAACCAGGUGGCUGAUGUGGUGUUCGUCAUUGAAGGGACUGCAAACCUUGGACCGUACUUUGAAUCUCUGAGGAAAAAUUACAUACUUCCAGCUAUUGAAUUUUUCAAUGGUGGGCCUCCAGCAGAAACAGAUUUUGGUGGCGAUUAUGGAGGGACACAGUAUGGGCUUGUUGUGUUCAACACAGUUGAUUGUGCUCCUGAAUCCUACGCCCAGUGCCAUGCACCAACCAGCUCUGCGUUUGAGUUUGUUUCAUGGAUUGACAGCAUCCAGUUCAUGGGAGGUGGAGCAGAAAGCUGUAGUCUAAUUGCAGAAGGGCUCUCUGUGGCUUUGCAGCUCUUUGAUGACUUUAAAAAGAUGAGAGAGCAAAUAGGUCAGACGCAUAAGGUGUGUGUACUUCUGUGUAACUCUCCUCCAUACCUGCUCCCUGCUGUGGAGAGCGUCACCUACACUGGCUGCACAGCAGACAACCUUGUCAAAAUCAUCAGAGAUAGAGGAAUUCACUUCUCUGUGGUGGCUCCUCGCAAACUGCCGGCUUUAAGGUCUUUGUUUGAGCGGGCGUCUCCAGUAGGAGGGGUGGUUGAACCCCACCCAGAGUACAGUCAGGACCCUUUUCACAUGGUCUUAGUAAGAGGCAUCUCUCUUCCUGUUUCUUCAGGUGGGGGGCCUGGGCCACUCAAACCUGUCCUCCCUCCACAGCCUCUCCCUGUCAGUCAACCUCCUGGUGGAACUCCUCAGCCCACUCCCCCCAUAAACACACCCCACUCUUACUCGAAUCAGGUCUCGAUUUCUGCUGCUCAGAUGGCUGCACAGGUAGCUGUGGAUAUAGCCAACCAUCAGAAAAAUCGCUUUGGAGGAAUGGUUGGUCAACCUUCUCCAUUUCAGCAAACGAUCCCAUCAGUCUCUGGGGUAAAGCACCAGCCCAGCAUAUCAACAGUCACUACAGCAACACAACCCAUUAUGGCACAGCAGCCAGGUGUUCCCAGUCAACCACAGCCAGUCCCACCUCCAGGACAGCCACCACCAAAUCAGCAGCCGCCCCCUCAGCAGCAGCCCACGCCAAAUCAGUCUGCGCCUCCCUCAGCACAGUCUACAAUGUCUGGUGUGUCUGGAGCUCAAGGCAAUGCAGGUUCAAUUGGUCAGCCGCAAGGUGCUGCCAAUAAAAUCGUCGCAUGGAGUGGCGUCCUGGAGUGGCAGGAGAAGCCUAAAGCCUCGUCUAUGGAUUCCGCCACCAAACUGACACGCUCUCUACCCUGUCAAGUGCAUGUUAACCAGGGGGAAAAUCUAAACACAGAACAGUGGCCUCAGAAGCUCAUAAUGCAGCUGAUUCCACAGCAGCUACUGACAACCCUUGGUCACCUCUUCAGGAACUCCCGAAUGGUCCAGUUUCUUUUCACCAACAAAGACAUGGAGUCUCUGAAAGGGCUGUACCGCAUUAUGGCCAACGGCUUUGCUGGCUGCGUCCACUUCCCACACACCACCUCCCCUUGUGAAGUGCGGGUGCUCAUGCUGCUCUACUCAUCCAAGAAGAGAAUAUUCAUGGGCCUCAUCCCCAACGACCAGAGUGGCUUCGUCAACGGCAUCCGGCAAGUCAUCACCAACCACAAGCAGGUCCAGCAGCACAGAGCGUUGAGCGGAGCAGGAGGUCCGAUGCAGCCUGGUCAGGUGCCCAACCAGAACUUCCUCAACAGGCCACCCGGCCCCAUGCCAGUUUCCCACGGCAACGUGCAGCAGUCUGUGGUGGUGGGCAUGCCUCCUGUUAGUCAGGUCUCUAUGAUGGAGGAGCAACAGAGGCAGAACAACAUGAUGGCUAUGAGAGCAGCCGGCCCGAACAACCAACAGCCACAGGUCAGCGGCGCUCCACCCAACCAGGUCCCCCAGAGUGGACAAGCCCCGCCUCCGGGUCCGAUACUCCGCCUCCCAAACCCAGGAGCCAAUCCACAGCUUCGCAGUCUUCUCCUCAGUCAACAGCAGCCACAGGGCGGAGUGUCUCACAUGCCAGGAAUGAUGUCUCACCAGAGUUUAGGGCAGCAGUUGGUCCACCCAGCUCCAGGAGGGGGGGCUCAAAUGCAGGCCCAGUGGAGGCAACCUCUGACAGGUCAGAUGCUGAUGUCUGGAGGUCAGAGAGGAGCUGUACCCCAGCCCGGGAUGCCUCAAGUCUCCAGCGCCAUGGAGGAUGAAAUCCUCAUGGACCUCCUCUGAUUGAACAUUGUGAACCCGGGAACAGAGAUUAACGGUCAAUCUCGGCUGCCUCCUGCGAGUUCACACACAUUCAUCCACGCUGUUGGUUUAUCGCUACAAAUGCUCGGCAUAAUUAAGGAAUGAAUCAUGAGUUGUUUGUUUUUUUUAUAGCACUGUGCAACUGAAGUUAAUUAGGGGCAGAAAAUGCCAGCAUUAGUUUUUCAUGUAAAUGGUCAACAAACUGCACGCUAAUCCUCCACACCAGUGGAAACGUCUACUCCGUUGAGCAUCUAGAGGAACUACUCUUCUACAGCUAUCGCUGAAGUCUGAAACAGUGUUUUUUGUUUUCCUUUUUAACUGUGGUUUUACUUUUUUAUUAGCGUUCAAUUUUUUUUUUUAGGAUAAAAUAAAAGUAUGGGACACUGAUAA